AUGAGUUCAGGGAUGAUAGAGGAUAUGAUGAUUUCUCCUGAUCUAUCGCAAGACCCUACCCUAGGACGUGUACCUGACUGGCGGUGCCCCGCCUGCGGCAACAUAGGCGGCGUCUUUUUUCAGCUUCCUGAGAGGGUUGCAGAGGAUGCAAUGACUCUGGUGUAUGUAUGCACAAAGAGUGGUUGCGGUUACUCCGUUAAGCAAGAUGCAACACAAGAGAUAGACGGAGAUGCAGAGGACUCGCAAGAGGUCUUGGCCAGGAUAAAGUCAGCGCCGCUACCAGAUGUAAAGCCUCCACCGCCAGAGGAGCUAGAAGCACAGGCGCAGCCUGAAGGUGUGGUUUCUGAAGAAGGAAAAGGUGAAGGUAAGUGA
Messenger RNA from Eimeria mitis, 372 nucleotides. Its product is annotated as DNA-directed rna polymerase II subunit, putative. Gene Ontology annotation, biological process: DNA-templated transcription. Bases 1 to 372 code for a protein of 123 amino acids. The transcript has 3 exons. Lineage: Eukaryota; Apicomplexa; Conoidasida; Eucoccidiorida; Eimeriidae. The record is from RefSeq and is a predicted model, not a curated record. Gene Ontology annotation, molecular function: nucleic acid binding; zinc ion binding.